This is a messenger RNA of Papilio polytes (common Mormon), 1174 nucleotides long. RefSeq names its product transmembrane protein 231. Bases 115 to 1035 code for a protein of 306 amino acids. The transcript has 5 exons. Gene Ontology annotation, biological process: cilium assembly; regulation of protein localization. Gene Ontology annotation, cellular component: ciliary membrane; ciliary transition zone. Lineage: Eukaryota; Metazoa; Arthropoda; Insecta; Lepidoptera; Papilionidae. The record is from RefSeq and is a predicted model, not a curated record.
UGCAGCUCACUUUAUGCAAUGCGAAUUUAAGUUUAGUUAUUUAAAGUGAAAAAGGAAUAAAACUGUUUCGUUUUGCUUAUAAUAGUCUAAGAAAGUCUAACUUCAGUGUAUACAAUGGGACUUUAUCAUUUGUACAGCCAUAGUGUGGAGAUUAAAUACAAAAGUUAUUUUCUAUCUAAAGCAACUCUAUUCACAUUAAUAACUACGGCUUUAAAUAUAAUUUUACCGUUUAUUGUCGCAUACAGGAGCAGAGGGUUUUGGCUCAAGUCACAUAGUUUUUACGAACAGCCAGUUGUACGUCCUACAUAUGAGUACUUUUUGGUAGCUACAACCUUGGAUCCAAGUGAAUCCAUUAUUUGUGGUGAUGCCACGAACAUAAAUCUAGAAAACACUAAUGAUGAAAACUGUGCAGAAACUCAGAUCCAAGAAUACGAUUAUAAUGCUGACGGAAGAACUGAUAUGGUACAUUUUGAGUUUUCUCUUAAUGUGUCACCAAAACAUGGAAUCACUUCAAUUGUUUUAAUUUUGGGUUUAGAUUUCCAGCUACAGACUACCUGUGAACUGCAUAUGCAAGCACUAGCAAUAAUAAAUAGACAAUUUACAAUAACGCCAUUUAGAUAUAACUAUUAUGGGGACCUAGAAUUAUAUCAAAAAUCUCAUCUACCAUGUUUAAAAAAUGUUAUAGAUUCUAGGUAUAAUAUAUCACUAUUUGAUAUUACUUAUAAUGAACAAGGAGAUUUUACAGAGCACAUAGUGCAAGAAUACUUAAAAAGAUCAGCAACAACACAGAUUAAAACACUAUUUUCCAAUAGUCAUACUGGUAACACUGAUGUUUUAAAUUUGGAUAUCCGCUUAGGUGUGCCAGAAAUGCACAUUAGAUACCAACCAAGUAUAUUACAAGAAUUAAAAUGGGCAUGGCCACAAUAUCUGUCACUUGUAGCAAUAUUUUAUUGGAUAUUCAAUCAAAUGAAGAAAUUUGUAUUCAACAAGCGUCUGUUAAUGGCAUGGGAAGUCGUUCCAUGGAAGGAAAGAUAAGAAGAUUGAUUAGUAUAACCUAGCUAUGUCUAUAAUACAUAAGUGUACAUAAUGAUUACAUACAUAUGUAAACAAAUGUUCAUUAUUCUGCUAUGUGAUAAAAUAAUGAAUGCUUUAACUUACAAGCUAUUACAUAGUU